Molecule: messenger RNA, 5426 nt
Organism: Dreissena polymorpha
Lineage: Eukaryota; Metazoa; Mollusca; Bivalvia; Myida; Dreissenidae
Product: tetratricopeptide repeat protein 28-like
Exons: 23
Coding region: 373-5196 (1607 amino acids)
Molecular function (GO): protein binding
Source: RefSeq, a predicted model, not a curated record
GGUUACGCUUAAUUGUCAUUACGUUUAAAUCAGCUGUUUGUGUUUUAUUGCGUGUUUGUUGAACUGCACGAAUAACGGUUAAUACAGUGAAAUUAUUUAUAUCAUUAACACAAACAAAUUUAUGUUUACUGAAAGGUCUUUGCAUAAAUGUAUCGCACUAAGACAGUUACGUACCAAGCAUGCGUGUUGAUAAAUUAAUUAAAAAAAUACUGAACUAAAGAAAACUGAUUCAGCACUCGGAUGUAUUACAGGAACUUCAAGAAACAUGCAUGAUAAUAUAAAGAACAAAGCAAUAAACGGAUGGCUGAUGUAAGUUAUGCACUAUUAUAAAUGAAUUAGUGCAUUGAACUAUCAAACUCAUUCUGAACAAUAAUGGAACGCAGUGGGGGCUAUGGCACCUCAUUGGCCCAAAGCUUCAGCUUGCCAAGCCUUGGGGGCAGUGAACCAAUCAGCGAGGCAGAUGAGUUUGUCGAGAUGCGAUCCUUGCGGGAAAGCGGCGACAAAGCUCUUCAGUUGCAGGACUUUAAAGCCGCCAUAAAGUAUUACAAUGAGGCUCUGGAGAUUAACGAACAUAAUCCAGAGGUGUUGCUGGCUCGAGCUGCAGCCUGCAUUGAGAUGCAUGAUUACAUCAGUGCCCAGAGGGACACAGAGUUCCUUAUUGGACAAGAUCCUGAGAAUCACGAGGCACACAGACUUCAUGGGGUCACUUUGCAGUACCUGCACCAAUACAAAGAGGCCUUGACCUCAUUCCUCACUGCCCUUGACCUUGACCCAGAUAACUCAGACCACCUUACAGACCUUAUUGCUGAUGUUGCUGGACAGUUUUGUAAUAUCUCAGAACAAAUGAGAGACUCUCUCAGAGAGAUGGACUCAUACAAGAAAUUGAGUGAAGUGGGAGUUUGCCUUUUCCAAGCUAAGAAGUACAAGAUCUGCAUAAAGAUUCUCGAGGCAGCACAGAGGUAUCAGACCAAUCAGAAAGGGAUCACCAUGAGGGUGCUCCUGACAUUGGCAAACGCACACUCAGCGUUGAAACACAUGGACAAGGCCAUCUCGCUGUAUCAGGAGUGUCUGCAGACUGCGAUAGCCACCCACGAUCAGAUCUACCAGACAAAGGCUCUUGUGAAUAUAGCCACCUUGUAUCUGGAGAACCAGGACACCCACCAGGCAAUAAUUUAUUAUGAGAAGCUCUUACAACUGGAGGCUGAAUUGGUGCAGGAAACAGGAAGUGAGGAUAUUCUUCCAGACUUCUGGACUAAAGAGCUUCAAUGCGGCCUUCAUUUGAAUCUCAGUAUUGCUUACAAGGCUAUCGGAGACAUGUAUUCGGCGAUCAAGCACGCGCACAAAUAUGUUCACUUCAUUGAAAAGUAUGGCUUCGAGGGGAAAAUAAAGGCAGAGUCGUAUCACAAUACCGGCAUGCUGAAUGAAGUACUAGGAAAAUAUAAUGAUGCAAUUAACAAUUAUAACAAGUAUCUGAAUGAAUGUAAAGGGAACGGUGACAAGAAAGGCAUGGCGCAGGCUUAUGGGUGUCUGGGGAGUGUUUAUGCUGCGUUGAGAAACUGGAAGUUGUCAGUUACCUAUCAUGAGCAGUAUGUCGCCAUGGCGGCAAGAUUCGAGGAUAGAAGAAUGAAAAUUAUAGCCAAUGAGAUGCUAGCGGAUACGCUGAUGCUUAAAGGAGAUUAUGAUCAAGCGUUGAUAGCCUACGAGGAAAUGAUAAACUGCUGUGUCCGGACAGAUUACCGCACCCGAGCGACGGCCAUGUGUAAACUAGGCCACGUGUAUAGGGCGCUUAAGAAGCAUCAGUACAGCUUGUACUUCUAUGAACAGGCGGCAGAGCUAGCGGAAGAUUUCGAAUACCCGGAAAUCGAGACUUUAAGUCACUAUAACAUUGCUUGUAUCCAACAGCAGUCCACUCAGAUGCUCGAACUCGAGAAAGCCUUGAAGUAUUUCCAGAAUCUCAUCCCGUACUAUGAGUCCAAGAUUCGCCAGCAUACUGCUGAGAGCAGUCACUGCCCCACUGAAUACUACAUGCAGCUUCAGGAAUGCUACGAUGGGAUCCAAACCGUACAUGCAAAGCUAGGUAACAAGGAGGAGGCCCUGCAGUUUGCUGAGGCCUACAGGAAGCGAUCACUGACUCAGACACACAAUUACCAGGCCUCGGCCCUCACCUCUCAGAGCCACACUGCACCCUGGGAUAUGUGGACCGUCGAGAGGAUGGGGCGAGUAGUCAGUCAGCAGAACAGCACCGUGCUGUACUACUCGUUGUUGACAGACCAGCUGCUGUUGUGGGUGUUGCAGCCGGGGGCAGGGCUGGUGAGGUUUUACGCCCGCAGGGCCAAGGGAGAGCACCAGAACAUGAUUGAGACAAUCGAUGCAAUGUUGGAGGAGAUACGCCAAGGUUGUGAUAGAAAAACACUUCCUAACGUGUGUGAAAACAGGGCUGUACCCUUGAAAAAGGGUGACCUUGAACUGGCGAGAAAGAGAAAUCUGCAACUAGGACGUCAAGCUCUGAACAAAAGCAAAGAAGAAUCAGUGGAACCCCUGACAGAAAAAAGCAGUGAGAACGGAGAAGAAUCCGAGGAACAAAAAUCCGUCCAGAGACGAAUGUACGAUUUACUUGUGUCACCCAUUGAGGACAUUUUAUUGAAACUUCCCAAGGACAGUCACUUGAUGAUUGUACCUGACAAAUCCCUGCAUUUCUGCCCCUUUAACCUGCUGCAAGAUUUCCUGGACAGGUACCUUUACACCAGAUUCUCCAUCACCUACCUGCCCAGCCUGCUGUUGCUUGACAAAGUGGUGGCUAAUGAGUUGAACCACCUGAGAAUGCAAGACGACCUGGAGUUUGAACGGCAGCUGAACAAAAAGGGCGGAAUCCUGAACUCGGUGAAUAAAUUCACUUCAAGCAGUGGAAUGUCAUCCCCGAGUUCGGAGUCGCUGUUGAUGGGUAUAAAUCCUCGCAGGGUUGCGAACCCGAGAUUGUUGACGAGGCCCCCACAAAGUCGCAUGGCUCCAAUGGCUCCCCCUACACCUGGCGUUCUGCCAAAGCAAGCUACAAUGUAUGAGGAGGACUUCCAUAAGCAUUCCCAGUGGAGAUCACCUAGAACUCUUCGAGGGUCGUAUCGAAGUACACUGAACACUCCCCAGUCAUCGGCUAUCAGCGGACCUGCCAACCUCGACCGGGCAUUCAGUUUCAGCACGUUCACCACGCUGACCUCUGUGACCUCUACUGGUACGGACAUCACGACCUCCAGUCAGACCGUGACCCAGUUUAAGCAGGUCAGCUGCCAGGAUCGCUGUCUCGUCUUUGGGAAUCCGAAACUGCCUGAGAGUUUGAUGCUUCAUGGAAAACCAUGGCGACCAGGCCUUGAGGACUUAAAGGCGGCAAAAAGGGAGGCAACUAGCGUUGCAGAGUUACUUGAUGUUGGGCCCGUGCUUUGUGAGAUGGCUACCAAACAGAAGUUCCUGCAGGACAUAGAACAGGCUGCUGUUGUACAUAUUGCGACAUAUGGAUGUUGGCAGGAAGGCCUGAUGGUCAUGUCUCCAUCGCGGGUAGACGGAGGGGAGGGGACUCCACCCCAGGAGUCGUACGUGAUCACUGUCAAUGAUGUGCUGGGUCUCAAACUCACGGCCCAGUUAGUGGUUCUCAGCCUCGGUCAUAGUCCGUACCGGGCAGACAAUCUGCAGGCCGGGUACCUGCUGCCCAGUGCGUUUAUUGCAGCAGGUGCGCAGUGUGUGAUGACUACCAUGUGGCCCCUACCUGACGUCUGUGUUGAGAAGUUCUUCCAUGCCUUCUACCUGGCCUUGCAGCACGGCAGCCUGGCGACUGCUGCAUUUGUGGCUGGAAUGACUGCCUUGAAGAGGGAUGAAAGAUUUGGUUCCCCUUAUUUCUGGAGUGGUUUCCUGCUCAUCGGAAAGGAUGUGUACAUUAAUGUGAAGGAGAUAAGACAUGCCAUGCUGGACCAGACACUAGACACUGCUGAAAGCGAAGUGGAGCAAACGUCAGGACACGAGUACCUCAACCCUAAACCAGUGCUAGCCCCACUGAAAAAGAAGCCAGAAAAUCUCCGACUCCUUCAGACCCAUCUGGGAACGUUGCUUAGGAACAACGCUGGGCAUCCUAAAUGUCUUCCAGAACUGAUUGACCUGUUGGACAGUUCCUUGAAGCGUCUCCACACGGAGGAGAACAACAGGCAGACGAGCCGUCUCCAUGAUGACCUGUUGUCGGGGCCAGGGGCCGUCGACCUCCUUAAGUUUCUUGGAUUUCACUUCCAGGCAAGGGGGACCACUCUAGACAACCCUUACGUGAUUUAUCCGCACUGGAACAAGGACGAGUUGCUCAUUCCGACGUACGAUGCGUUGAGAUCGUUAGUUGAAAUAGGGAAGAACCCUGAGCUGGUUCUGGCAGUGUGCAGUGUGUUGCCAAUCAGUCAAGACAGCAUCUCGCUCAUCAUUGACCUGCUCAGUGUUACGAAGCAUGCCCCUGAAAUCCAGCUGAAGGUUUCUGACCUGUCUGUGCGACCUCUGUGGACAAAUCUGUCCCUGAAAAACCUUCUGCUAGCCGUGGGAUUUCACCAGAUUGGCAUGCUGUUGAACUUCAAUAGGACUCCAGAAAACAGGCAGCUGAUGAUGGCCCUGUUCCAGUUGCUAUUAUCUGUGAGCCAGUCCAAGAGUCAGGUGCUCCUGUAUCGAUUGGACGUGAAUCUGCUGGGGACAAACUCAGAUUUAAAGUCGACAUCUGACUUCCCAGAGUUAACAAAGCUUCCGUCACUUGCUCCUUUGAUUUUGCCUCGGAACCAGUUGCACAUGAGCACACCUUGGCUGAGCAAGUCUGAAUCUCUGAUAGAAAUGGAAGAAAAAGUGAAACUGGCAAGAACACGGUCCGACCUGGAUGAGAAUUUCAAGGAAUCCUUGGAACGCGCCAAAACGUGGCACCAGAUCACCAUUACCGCUCAGGCGAAUGAGUCAUUGAACGCUUACGGACGUCCGCAGACGUCGCCUCCGAAGGUGAAGGUGUUACCAGGAUCAACGGCAUCCACCGAACGUAUCCCCGUUGACCUAAAAGUUACCUUGAAGAAUCCGGAAGUGGACCAGCGGCGCGACUACGCGCACUAUAUAUACAAGGAACGAGUACAGAACAUCGAAAAACGGCAUAAAAACGAAGUGAUGAAGCUCUACCUGCCGUACGUCAACAGCGUUUAGUCUUAGAAAGACAUCAGCUUAGCCUGUGAUUUUGCAUGGAAUAUUGCUGAUUAUUUUUGACUGUUUUUUUUUGGAGAUUUUGAUAAUCAUAUGUGUGUUAGAAUGUGAUGUUAACUAUUUACUGUUUAAUUCUAUUAUAUAUUGUUGAAUUUGCACAAAUACUUACAUGACUUUGUUUAUGUAUUUUUUCGAUUUGAGUGUUUUUAAUACAGAUCGGAUACUUAAGAAAA